UGAAUUGCGAAAUUGUCACCAACAAUGAUUAGGAAACAAAAGAUGAGAAAAAAGUUGUUUUCUUUUAUUGCUCAUUUUUUUUUUUGGAAACCAAAUAGAGGGUUAGGGUUUCUCUUUGAGUGUUUUUAAACUGUCAGUGCUAUAUUUGAAAAUUUUGAAUUCUAGGGUUUCAUUCUAGAAUCUAGAUAACUGCUGAAGCUAGAAUUCUUAUAAAAUUAAUUAUCUAGGAAUAUUAUCUUGUACAAUUAUAUAUGAAAACGAUUUGGCUUGUUUAAACAUUCACGAGUUUUACCGUGGAAAAAUAAAUGGUACCUACCAUGCUAAGAAUGAAUGAAGAGCAACCAAAAAAAACUUGAAUGUUAACGAAAGAAAAAGAAGAACUUUAAAGCGUAGAAUAAAUCAAAUGAAUUUAAUUUUAUUGGUUAUGGUUGAUAAAUGAUAAAAAGGUGAAUUUAUAUGAAUAUUAGGGUGAAUUUAUUAAUGAUUGUUACAGUUAAAUAAUAAAGAUAUUUGAGGGGAAAUAAGUGAUAUAAUAGGGAUACUUUUGGAAGAAAAAGGUCUAUGAACCCUUCUGUACUUUUAUAUAUAGUAUAAAUGUGUGCAUGUAUGCAAGUUGUUUUGUGUAUGUACAUAAGUGUGUGUGUAUAUAUGGUUAAGAUUUAAUUUGUUUCCAGACCUAACAAAAUAGAUUGCUUUCCUUAGAUUUGUGUAUUAUUUUGCAGAGGUGUGUUGAUAUCUAGGUGUUUAAUCCAUGGGACAUUAUUGAAAACAAGAAAAUGAGCAUUGUGUCCAAGGAGACAAUUGAGGUCAUAGCACAGAGCAUUGGAAUUGCCAAUCUGUCUGCUGAUGUUGCACUUGCCCUUGCUCCUGAUGUGGAAUAUCGCAUGCGUGAGGUCAUGCAGGAGGCAAUCAAAUGCAUGCGGCACUCAAAGAGAACUGUAUUGACAACAGACGAUGUUGAUAUUGCACUCAACUUAAGAAAUGUUGAGCCAAUUUAUGGCUUUACCUCGGGAGGUCCGCUGCGGUUCAAAAGAGCUGUUGGACAUAAGAAUUUGUUUUACAUCGAUGACAAGGAUUUGGAUUUCAAAGAUGUGAUUGAAGCUCCUUUACCGAAAGCACCACUUGAUACUGCAGUAGUUUGUCACUGGCUGGCUAUUGAAGGUGUACAACCAGCUAUUCCAGAAAAUGCUCCAGUAGAAGUCAUUGCAGCUCCUUCCGAUGGCAAAAAGUUUGAACAAAAAGAUGAUGGGCUUCCUGUUGACAUUAAAUUACCCAUUAAGCAUGUAUUGUCUAGGGAGCUUCAGCUAUACUUUGAUAAAAUAAUUGAUCUAACGGUGAAUAGGUCAGACUCUGCCCUUUUUAAAGAGGCAUUAGUGAGCUUGGCUACAGACUCAGGACUUCACCCAUUAGUUCCUUAUUUUACAUACUUCAUCUCCGAUGAGGUAUCUCGUGGUCUGAACGAUUUCAACCUCCUGUUUGCUUUGAUGCGUGUGGUUUGGAGUCUUCUUCAGAAUCCUCACAUACACAUAGAACCUUAUCUGCACCAAUUAAUGCCAUCUGUGGUUACCUGCCUUGUUGCAAAACGAAUUGGAAAUAGACUUGCAGACAACCACUGGGAACUUCGAGACUUCACAGCAAACCUGGUUGCUUCAAUAUGCAAAAGAUUUGGGCAUGUUUAUAACAAUCUGCAAACGCGGCUGACAAAGACUCUGCUCCAUGCAUUUUUAGACCCAAAACGUUCUAUGACCCAACACUAUGGUGCAAUUCAAGGUUUAGCAGCUCUAGGACCAAAUAUGGUUCGCCUACUUAUAGUGCCAAAUCUUGAACCAUACCUUCGACUUCUUGAACCUGAGAUGCUCCUUGAGAAGCAGAAGAAUGAGCUAAAGAGGCAUGAAGCAUGGUGUGUUUAUGGGGCCUUGCUGCGUGCGACAGGUCAAUCCAUAUAUGAUCGGCUCAAAAUGUUCCCAGCUUUGCCAUCCCCACCAGCACGUGUUUUCAGGACCAACGGAAGGGUAGUUACAUCACCACCAAAUAAACGCAAGGCAAACAAUGAGCACUUGGAGCAGCAGCCAUCUCUCAAGAAGAUAGCAACAGAUGGCCCAAUGGAUGUGGUGCCAACCAACUUGCCAUCUAACAUGCAACCGCCAGAAACAGAAGGUCCUGUUCCUUCGACUGAUCCUGACAUGGGCCCAUCAUCAUCUUCCAGGCAGAUUCCUCAUGGAAACAUUUCAGAUAGCAGAGAUAGAAAAGGUAAGGGUGAUAGUCGGGCUUUGAAGAUGUCAGCUGUCCUCACCCAAACUUGGAGGGAUGACUUGAAAUCUGGGCAUCUUCUGGUAUCGCUGUUUGAGUUGUUUGGUGAAAGCAUUUUGCCCUUCAUUCCAGCUCCUGAGAUGUCUUUGUUCUUGUAACCAUUCCGACAGAAAGAUUAAAAAAUCUGUUGCUGCCAUGGUAUAUAAUUCAUGGAAUCGCUUCAAUUCAAGAAAAAGGCUUAUUUCUAAUGAAUUAUUACAGAAGUUUUUGGUUU
Molecule: messenger RNA, 2524 nt
Organism: Vitis riparia (riverbank grape)
Lineage: Eukaryota; Viridiplantae; Streptophyta; Magnoliopsida; Vitales; Vitaceae
Product: transcription initiation factor TFIID subunit 6-like
Exons: 12
Coding region: 777-2408 (543 amino acids)
Biological process (GO): RNA polymerase II preinitiation complex assembly; transcription initiation at RNA polymerase II promoter
Cellular component (GO): SAGA complex; transcription factor TFIID complex; SLIK (SAGA-like) complex
Molecular function (GO): protein heterodimerization activity; RNA polymerase II general transcription initiation factor activity; transcription coactivator activity
Source: RefSeq, a predicted model, not a curated record